Molecule: messenger RNA, 524 nt
Organism: Pezoporus flaviventris
Lineage: Eukaryota; Metazoa; Chordata; Aves; Psittaciformes; Psittacidae
Gene: COXFA4
Product: NDUFA4 mitochondrial complex associated
Exons: 4
Coding region: 113-361 (82 amino acids)
Source: RefSeq, a predicted model, not a curated record
GCUGCGGGCACCUGCUGUGCCGGGGGCCUCGGGUGACAUUGGGCCUCGGCAGCUGUAGGGGAGGACGGGUUCUGGAGUCUGGUAGAAAGGGAGAUCUUCGCCUGCUGCCGCCAUGUUUCGCGUUAUCAUCAGCCACGCCAAGAAGCACCCCAGCUUGAUCCCUCUGUUUUUGAUCAUUGGAUCUGGAGGCGUUGGCGCAGGCCUGUAUCUUAUGCGUUUGGCAAUGUUCAACCCUGAUGUCUGCUGGGACAAGACAAAUAAUCCAGAACCUUGGAACAAGCUGGCUCCCAGUGAUCAGUACAAGUUCUACUCAGUUAACGUAGACUACAGUAGACUGAAAAAGGACCGUCCUGACUUCUGAACAGCACACUCAUCUCCAUAAGCUGCACAGAAAGGUCUUCCAAAAGUCAUCCGCACAAUUGUCAUGCUUUAUCAUCCUGGAAAUAAUCAAACUUGCCUCACACUGCACUUAAUCAUGUGUUUGAAAGUUUUUGAUGAGGCCUAAUAAACAUCUGAAACUUGAA